GAGUUCAAAAUCGCUGGCACAGCUCCCACAGGUGGAAGUUCGUUGGCAGGCGAUGCCGGAUUCCCACCUCGUCGCACCCACACAAAACACCUUUGGCGUACGCACCUCGUCGCGCGAAUUCACCACAUCAACUCGAACUGAAAACAUUUUUCGAAGGCAUUUCUAUUCGUCGGCCAGUCGUCGUUGGUUGGCCAGAAAGAACAGUGUUGUCCCCCACGAGUUCCCAAAAGAACUUCAGUUUGUUUACCGAAUCGAAUUGAAUCGUUGGAGAGCGAGCAAGGCGGAAAAUAGUUUUUAAAUUUGGCCUGGAAUCCGCGGAAUUCGUUUAUUGUGGAGCGUAAAUUCCCGACUAAGUGCCCAGCGCGAAUUCUUGAGCCCAUAAACAUGCAGGAGUUAAUUGUCGGCGGCAUCGCCAUCAGUGGCGUUCCCUUCGCCAAUGAGACGGUCGAGAAGGAAAGUCGCCAGAAUCAGCUGAGUGCAGCCAAGCUAGAGGACCACACGCCGUUUCCUGGCCUGUCCCGCCUCACUCCAUCGCUGAUCCUCUGCGGCGCCGCGGCCGUGGUGCCCGCCUACAUGGACAAACUGGGCGUGAGCUGCGUCAUCAACGUGGCGCCCGAGCUGCCGGACACACCACUGCCCAGCCAGAAGAACCCGCUCUACCUGCGCAUCAUGGCCCAGGAUCGCUCCGAGGUGGACUUGGCCAAGCACUUCGACGAGGCGGCCGAUCUGAUCGAGGAGGUGCGCCUCUCCGGCGGCUGCACGUUGAUCCACUGCGUGGCCGGGGUCAGCCGCUCGGCCAGCCUGUGCCUGGCCUAUCUGAUGAAGCACGCCGGGAUGAGCCUGCGCGAGGCCUACAAGCAUGUGCAGGCCAUACGUCCGCAGGUUCGCCCGAACUCCGGAUUCUUCCAGCAGCUGCGGCGGUACGAGCAGCAGCUGCGGGGCAGCAGCUCGGUGGCCAUGGUGUACUUCGCCUCGCUGGACAAGGAGAUCCCCGACAUACUGGAGCCCGAGUACAGGGCCAUGGAGGACUUCUACCAGCGCUACCGCAGCUCCCUCAAGAGGCGAUAGGCCCGGUGUGCCGCACUUAAUCUUACUUGUGAUACUCGUACCCUACCACUAGACAUAGAUUAGAUGUUUAAGUUGUGUGUGCUUAAUGAUAACCAUGAAAUGCUGAAACUUACAUAAGAUGUACGCUUAAGCCUCGUUCGUAAUUACAAAUACACUUUUAUUUUCGUUUAAGAACAUUGAA
This is a messenger RNA of Drosophila simulans, 1249 nucleotides long. RefSeq names its product dual specificity protein phosphatase 18. Gene Ontology annotation, molecular function: protein tyrosine/serine/threonine phosphatase activity. NCBI's taxonomy places the organism in Eukaryota, Metazoa, Arthropoda, Insecta, Diptera, Drosophilidae. The transcript is spliced from 2 exons. Gene Ontology annotation, cellular component: cytoplasm. Gene Ontology annotation, biological process: protein dephosphorylation. Bases 385 to 1068 code for a protein of 227 amino acids. The record is from RefSeq and is a predicted model, not a curated record.